Molecule: messenger RNA, 622 nt
Organism: Saccoglossus kowalevskii
Lineage: Eukaryota; Metazoa; Hemichordata; Enteropneusta; Harrimaniidae
Product: PGAP2-interacting protein-like
Biological process (GO): GPI anchor biosynthetic process
Cellular component (GO): endoplasmic reticulum
Source: RefSeq, a predicted model, not a curated record
AUGGCUGCCGAUAAGAAACAAGAGAAAGUAGAAGGUAGCGCCACGCCCGAGUGUCCCGGCAGUGAGAGCAGCGAUAUCCCACUAUCAGACGAUGCAAUAAAGGAAACUCUGUCUGGCCUCAGUUUUAUUAGACCGUUGUUUUCGGAAGCUGUAGUCGGUUACAUAUUUUGGACUGUGCUACAUGCACUUAUCCCUGCACUAUGGUUCUUUCCAAGAGACAAAUACCCUGGCUGUGAAGCUGUGGUUGCCGUCUGGAUCUUAACGCCACUGCUUUGCAGCAUCGGACCAUUGUUUAGAUUCUUACAAACAAAAUAUGGAUUGUUUUUAUUACGACUUGGACUUGUAUGCAGCUUAGCAUCGUUUCAAUGCUCUGAUAUCGUAUUAAGACUUGUUGUCCUCACUGCGGGUAACAUGUGUGCAGUUUUAUUAUUAUGUGCAUCCUGGUUCAGUACAUCAGCCUAUCAAAGGAGUGUGUCAUUCUGGGGUUUUAUGUUAGGAUAUAUGGCAUUAUUAUCAAGUCGUAUCUGGUAUGUAUCAUUAACACCUGCAUGGGCGGACCAUACUAGUAAUACAGUUAUUAUAUCUCUUGGUAUUAUUGCAAUAAUAGACAGGUUGUCUGCUU